Messenger RNA from Epinephelus moara (kelp grouper), 4971 nucleotides. Its product is annotated as pleckstrin homology domain-containing family A member 5-like. Lineage: Eukaryota; Metazoa; Chordata; Actinopteri; Perciformes; Serranidae. The coding region runs from base 55 to 3819 and encodes 1254 amino acids. The transcript is spliced from 28 exons. The record is from RefSeq and is a predicted model, not a curated record. Gene Ontology annotation, cellular component: cytosol. Gene Ontology annotation, molecular function: phosphatidylinositol-4-phosphate binding; phosphatidylinositol-5-phosphate binding; phosphatidylinositol-3-phosphate binding.
UACGCGCUGCCUGCGCGAGCGGAGCCGCGCGAUUGUCAUACAGUAUUGCCAGACAUGGCGGCGGAUCUACAACCCGAGUGGAUUUCUUGUCUCCCUUCUUCCUGGAGUUAUGGGGUUACUCGGGAUGGACGCGUCUUCUUUAUCAACGAAGAAGCCAAGAGUACAACCUGGCUGCAUCCAGUGAGUGGCGAGGCGGUAAUAACCGGGCACAGAAAAACUCCAGACUUACCCACUGGAUGGGAAGAAGGAUAUACUUUCGAGGGUGCACGGUGCUUUAUCAAUCACAAUGAGCGGAAGGUGACCUGCAAGCAUCCUGUCUCAAGCUUACCCUCGCAAGACAACUGCAUCUUUGUCGUCAACGAACAAUCUGCUUCCAAAGCGCCGGCGAAUGAGAAGAAGGAACGACCACUGAGCACCAUGAGUGAGGCCUCCAACUACACAGGCGGUUCGGACUACGCCGCAAACCCCAGUAGUCCAGCAGGAAGACCCUCAAGACCUUCAAAAAAAAUUCACAACUUUGGGAAGAGAUCCAACUCCAUCAGGAGGAAUCCCAGUGCCCCAGUAGUCAAGAGGAACUGGCUUUAUAAACAGGACAGCACAGGGAUGAAGCUGUGGAAGAAGAGGUGGUUUGUGCUGUCCGACCUGUGCCUCUUCUACUACAGAGAUGAAAAAGAGGAGGGGAUACUUGGCAGCAUCCUCCUACCAAGCUUUCGUGUUUCCAUGCUGUCUGUGGAUGAUCACAUUAACAGAAAAUAUGCCUUUAAGGCAACACAUCCCAACAUGCGGACAUACUAUUUUUGCUGCGACACAGCCAAAGAGAUGGAGUCUUGGAUGAAAGUAAUGACAGAUGCUGCACUUGUGCAUUCAGAGCCAGUCAAAAGGUUGGACAGGCUAAAAGUGGAACAGUGUGGACCACAAGAGAUCAACCAUGUGGCCAACCACAGGCCGCCGCUCACACAGCCUGAAAUCCAGAACAAUGAACUCAACCGUGAGGCUGACCGUGAGCGCACCACAGCAGUCACCUCUACCACAGCAGAAGAGGAGAGGAAGCAGCGAGACGCCGAACGCUACGGCUUCCAGAAGGAUGGGGCGGAGCGUGAACGCCCGCUCACAAAGAUCAACAGCAUCAAACUGCAGCCAGCGCAGGCGGCAGCCAUCAAGGCCAACGUCGCCUCACCACAGACUCCGACAGAAAUGGACGGGUCACACCGCAGCCCCCAGGUCAACGGAUCUGGUGAGCAGUGUCCAGCUGAAGGGAGUGUAGUCCCUCCUCAGCGAAGUCCCAACCAUGAGCCAGACCGCGCCCUUAGUAGGACCAGCUCUAUGCAGCAACUGGAGCAGUGGGUCCGCACACAGAGAGGACGCAACCAGGAUGAUGACACCAGGAGCAUCACAUCGUACCAGACGCUGCCAAGAAACAUGCCAAGCCAUCGGGUUCCUUACAUGCCUCAUUAUGGUGACGGCUACUGCAGCAUGCCCAGGAAUAGCAUGGCGCAACGGGACAGCAUCUGCAGCAUAUCGCCAUCAUUGUACGACCAGGCCCUGGGUCCCUCGUCAGUCGACAAGCGCCGCUCCAUGCGCGACGACACCAUGUGGCAGUUAUUUGAGUGGCAGCAAAGGCAGAGCUAUGGCAGGCCGCAGGGGCUCUACAGCAAUAUGGCCAGUCCCAAGACCAUGAUCAACCUGUCGGAGCACGCCGCACCGAGCCACUCCAUCCCCCCCUCGCCCUCCCACGGCUCCCUGUCUAUGUACGGCGGCUACUCUCCGAUGCGAUCCUACAACAUGAACAGUGCUCGUUCAGAGGUGUCCUCUCCUAUUUACAGAGGAGACAUGAGCAUCGACAGGCGGCACAGGCCACCACUCAACAAGUAUGCCUACCCACCUGAUAGGAGGUCUAUGCCUGCAGGGAUUCCAGUCCAGACUAUCACUGCCCAGUCUCUCCAAGGCAAAACACCUGAGGAACUGACUCUGCUGCUGAUAAAGCUGCGGCGGCAGCAGGCAGAGCUAAACAGUAUCCGGGAGCACACUGUAGCACAGCUUAUGCAACUAAACAUGGAUGGCGACAACCCAAAGAACGACAUUCUCUCCCAUCACCUCCAAAGGAACCUCUUGUAUUUGGACAAUCAGUUGAGUCCAGAAGGCUACAGGGAGCAUGGCUAUACAUGUAUGCCAGAAGAAGUGGACAUUGAUACCAAACUUAGCAGACUGUGUGAGCAGGACAAAGUGGUGAGGACGCAGGAGGACAAACUUCAGCAGCUGUACAGAGAGAAGCACACCCUGGAGACAGCACUGCUUUCAGCCAGCCAGGAGAUAGAGAUGGGCUCUGAUAACCCUGCUGCCAUGCAGAGUGUUAUCCAGCAGAGAGACUUACUGCAGAGCGGGCUGCUCAGCACCUGCAGAGAACUCUCCAGAAUCUCAUCUGAGUUGGAGCGGUCAUGGAGGGAGUAUGACAAGUUGGAAGGAGAUGUGACUCUGGCUAAGAACAACCUCCUGGAGCAGCUUGAAGCACUGGGAAGCCCUCAGACCGAGCCGCCCAGCCAGCAACACGUCCGCAUCCAGAAAGAACUUUGGAGGAUUCAGGAUGUGAUGGAGGCGCUCAGUAAAAAUAAAGCUCAGAGAACUGCUGAUGGUGUGAACAUGUAUGGGCCCAAGAGCAACUUCAGCAAGCACAAAAAUGAGGAGGAGGACUCGGUACCCCCGCGGCCACCCUUACCCCAGUCCUAUGAGCCCAACCCCCCCAACGUGCCCCCUAUGCCCUCUCAUGCUGGUGUGCGCCCUUCAACGCUCCACAGGCCGGAGGACAGGAAGGCCAAUCACAGGAAUGGCACGCACAGCGGUCCAGACUACAGGCUGUACAAGAGUGAACCAGAGCUCACCACAGUGGCAGAAGUGGAUGAGAGCAACGGUGAGGACAGAUCCGAACACCCGUCUGAUAGAGAACAUUCUGGAAACAAAGGGGGGUCCUACCCAGUCGGCAUCGUCCCACCCAGGACCAAAUCUCCAGUGCCUGAGUCUUCCUCCAUAGCUUCAUAUGUUACCUUAAGAAAAGGCAAGAGGCCUGACCCCAGGACGGAGCGUCCACGCAGUGCGGUGGAGCAGCAGCUGUGUGCUGCAGAGAGCGGCCGGCCCAGGAUGAGCGUGGAGGAGCAGCUGGAGAGGAUCCGCCGCCACCAGCAGGGUGCCCUCAGGGAGAAAAAGAAAGGCCUCCACAUCCGGGGCGGCAGCCAGGAGAACACGCCCUCUCGCAGUCACUCAUUUACAAAAGAAAACCAUUAUCGCAGCGUGCAGUCUCAAGUGAGGCGCAGAGAUGAGGGGAUAAGCAGUGACAUUCAGCAGCUGGAGGCCUCACUCAGGCAGCAGGAGGUGGUGAGGGAGCAGGAGACGCCUGCAGAGGAGAUCGCCCGUCUCAAAGAAGCCUCACAGUCUGACCAUUUAAAUGUGGACCGAGAGCUCUCUGUGCCUGACAAAGUGUUGAUUCCUGAGCGUUAUGUGGAGUCAGACCCCGAGGAGGCUCUGAGCCCUGAGCAGGAGGCCGAUAAGCAGAGGAAGGUUGAUCGCAUCAAAGCCCUCAUAGCCAAAAACAGCAUGCAGAAUGUGCUGCCUAGUAUGGCUCUGAGCCCGGAGGAGGACACUGAAGUGGAGGUUACCGUACAGGAGAAAGAGAAGAUGAUUAAUAUCUCCUACGAGCUGGCAGCAGAGGCCUCCAAGCGCAGCAAGCUGGUUGCAGUGAAAAGCCCGUCGUCCUCUUCCCCACCCCUUCCACAGUCUCCUAACACACCCCCUCAACUCACUGAUGGGUCUCACUUCAUGUGUGUGUAGUAGCACCACACAGGCCCUGGCCUCAGUGAAAACCUACACAUGAAGGAAACAGCAGUGGAGGUGUAAAGAUGCCCCAGAAGACUUCCCCGAGGACAUCAGCACAAGGCCACGGCCUACAGAGAGUGAAACUGCCUACUCCGUACUCUGGGGUGUUAACCUCUGACUUCUGUAUGCUCACUGUGACGUCUUAAGCUCUUAUGCCACAAACAAAAGUUUCUCUGUGACAUUUCUCUGUUAGUUCCCCUCUUUGGGACGCCACACAACACAGCUUUGAUACUGUUAUUGUUGCAGUUCCAUUUUCAGUUUUUACAAGGCUUUUAAGGUUAUUUUCUUAAUUUAUAUGGUUUUAUUAGGUUCUUGUUUGAGUAUGGGCCAACAUCUGUGUGUGUGUAUAUAUAUGAGGCUAAUAGACUGAGCUCUGUUGUGAGCCUAAGGGCCUGUGACGACAUUUUCCGUACGUUUCACCACCUCUCCUACAAUGUUAAAAACAUAUUUUCUCAUAAUUUUAGCUUGCUUGAGUCUUUUAUAAGUCACCCAGUUUGUUUUUCAGACACCAGUCAUCAACUAACCAUUCAUAUUUAUCCAUUUAUUGUAAAGAACAUUUGUCCAAGCGAAAGACGAGUUUAUAAGAGACAUAGAUCCCUCCAUCAUAAUAAAAGGAGGAGCCACUAUAUUGCUGCAGACAAAGAUUAUUUGUAAUUUCUGGGUUGUAAUUAUUUAAAAACGGGAUCCUCUGCAGUCCCAGUCGCAUUGUUGCCGACACAUAUGUGAAUGUUUAAGUCACUCUAUACUGUCUUUUUUUAAUGCUGAGAGAUAUAUUUAAACUGAGAGAAGGAAAAUUAAAUCAGAGUUUGGUUCUAUUUUAUGACGUGUUGGUUUGAAGUCUUGGAACUAAAAGUAUAUAUAAAAACAAAAAGAUUAGCACAUGUAAAAAGCAAUAAAAAUAAAACGUUAAUGGAUCCAGGAUUUUUUUGUCUGUGUGUGUGUGUGUACAAAGUGUAAUUAUCAGAGGUUUACUGUGUAUAUAAUGUACAUGGUGCAGCAGGAUGGAAGGAUGUAUCCAACAUAUGGUUACAUACUAGAUUUGAUUUGCAAAUGUUCAUAUUCCAUCUGUUUUAUAUCAUGUUAAAUAAAUGUUGCUGUUCUUAAUAA